This is a messenger RNA of Stylonychia lemnae, 1299 nucleotides long. The record is from the annotation of a GenBank genome assembly. Lineage: Eukaryota; Ciliophora; Spirotrichea; Sporadotrichida; Oxytrichidae.
AUGUAGAACAAUCCAUAGAAGCCGCCAUCUCAAGAACUGAUAAUGAGAAUGUCUCAGAGAAUCAACAGAUCUCAACACAACUCAGACAAGGCUAAUUCUUAGUACGAGCAAUCGUAACGCCCAGAGAACUAGAAUGCUACAAAUGAUCCCUAGUACUAGCAGCAAAAUGAUGGGGGAGACGACAAAGAAUCUCCAAUUGUUGCUCUUGAGCCAGAAGAUAACUACAGACAAAAUGGAUCUAACUUUAUGGGCACUAAGAAGAUGAUGACCUAAGACGGUACUUCCGGCGGACCAUAGCCAAGUCUUUACAUUCAAGAGAAGAUCUAUUUGAAGCAAAGAGAACAGGAACACAUUUUGAAGUCAGAGGAGUAUCAUGUAGUAAAGACGAAAGACUUCAACGUAAUUGGCAGACUCAGAUAAGAAAAGCCAUUCGUCAAAGCUAUCGUAAAAUCUCAAGCUUAGUCAGAGCUAAAUGAAAAGUUUAUUACAACCGAAUGUAUUGCAGAUCGCAGAGUUAAAAUUUCUUCAAUGGCUCCAAGACAGUACAUCAACGCUCCAUCAAUUGAAGAUGUGAGAAAGCAAGGCCAGCACUAGAUGAUCCUAUCUGCCAUUAACAAGAAACAGACUUUUGCAGAACUUAUUAACUAAGCCAACUCAAUGGUGACAAGUGUUCUCCACGAUCCUUUGAAAAGAUCUUUGAAUGUAUUGCCAUCAUCUCUUAGGUACGGCAUAGUACAAGCAGGUGAAGCUGUUUACGAACUGAUUAUAACUUGCAAAAAUGAAGACUCUAUUGCUCAGAGAUUCACAAUUAAACCAUUCACUGAUAGAAGAAUCAGAUUCCAACAACUUGACACUGGUGCACUUGCUCCAGGUAUGAUCAGAAAGAUAACUGUCACAGUUCAGUCUAAUGAAGAAUGCACAAUCAAGGACACCUUGCAACUGAUAACUAAGACUGACAUUUUUAAAAUUCCUUUAGAGGCUUAAUUCCUUUCACCUGAGAACUAUCAAAGAGAGAUGCAGGAACAGAGAGCGUUGAGUGGCAAAACUCUAGCCAAUUCAAGAGUUAGAAACAAGCUUAACGAUUCUAUUCAAAAAGGAAGAAUCUCUCAAAGGGGAGAUAGAAUAGGAGGUGCUAGCAUUGAUGGAGCUUCUGAAAUGGACUACAUUGGUGGCGGCCAUGGAAAUGACUGGAUUCAAACCACUAACAGUGAGUCAAAACUUCCAAUAAUUCCUUAGGUCAACUCCAGACCAUUUGAAGUUGACCCAAAGAAGAACCUCAAGGAUCUUCUUAAAAAAUGA